This is a messenger RNA of Ciona intestinalis (vase tunicate), 3942 nucleotides long. Lineage: Eukaryota; Metazoa; Chordata; Ascidiacea; Phlebobranchia; Cionidae. The record is from RefSeq and is a predicted model, not a curated record.
AAAUUGGAUCUACAUAUAAACGUGGUUUGCGCUGUAGCUGUCGUACCAGUUUGGUGUGUAUGUGGUUACUGUACGGUUAAUGUUUUGCGAGUAUUGUGGAGCAGAAAAGUAUAAGCACGGAAAAAACAAUAAAACAUGGGAGAAAAGGAAGAACCAAUCGAACUUGAAGAAUGCGAUUUAGAGAAAGGGGAAAAAGUUAAAUUGAAUGAAGAAGUUGAACCUGAGGUGGCUUCGCAGAAAAAUGGGAGAAGUUGUAUAGGGAUUCUUUUGAUCCCCGUCCUAUUUCUAAAAUCAUUUUACUCUGAAAGGAAAACUGUCUUCAAAUAUAUUUUCCUUGGCUUGUUGCUUACAGGUUACAUGGUGUAUUUCAUCAUAGCCAUAGCUAGAGACCCCCUCGCUGCUAAACCUCUCAUCAUACUAACACUGGUUAUUCUGUUUCUUGUUUUGUACGAGUUGAGGUUCAAGAAGUUAUUCUUGUUAUUCUUUAAACAAAUCAAAUCAAAGGUUCAUAUUAAAAAGGAAACCAAGAACAAGAUCACACGGUUUCUGCCAUAUGUUCAGAUCUUGAUAUGUGUUGCUUUCUGUAUAUGGUUGUUGGUUGAUAUGAUUAUAAGGAAUCCAAGCACUCUCAUAUCAGUUGUUGGGUUCAUUGUAAUACUGGUGGUUUGUAUAUGUGCUUCUACGCAACCAAAAUGUAUCAACUGGCGACCAGUUAUUUGGGGGAUUGGUCUUCAAUUUAUCCUUGGGCUCGUAGUUCUACGCACCAGUGCUGGGUACACUGCUAUUAAGUUCAUUGGGGACCAGAUUGCUACUUUCAUGAAAUACACUGAUAGUGGAUCGACGUUUGUGUUCGGAUAUCUACCAAGCGAUCAUAUCUUCGCUUUCAAGGUUCUUCCCAUGAUCGUGUUCUUUAGCAUGGUAACCAACAUGUUGUUCUACGUUGGUUUAAUGCAAUGGUUCAUCGCAAAACUUGCGUAUCUCACCCAAAUCACAUUGGGAACAUCUGCCAUUGAAUCUGCAGUGGCGAUCGCAAAUAUAUUUGUGGGAAUGACAGAAGCGCCCUUGAUAGUACGUCCGUACCUUCCUGAGUUAACCAAAGCUGAGAUCCACUCCGUUCUCACCACUGGGCUCGCUUCAAUCUCAUUCUCCGUGUUUGGGGUCUACAUUGGGUUCGGGGUCGAUGGCGUCCAUCUGCUCACAGCAUGUGUAAUGUCGGCACCAGCAGGAUUAGUAGUAUCUAGGUUGUUGUAUCCUGAGGUGGAGAAAUCUAAGUUCAUGAACACGGGAUCCCUUGCUCUGUCUGCGGGAACAAACCGCAACAUAGUGGAAGCAGCAGCAGCUGGAGCUUCCAUGUCAAUCAAACUCGUCGCAAAUAUCGGAGCAAAUUUGAUCGCUUUCCUUGCGUUGCUUGCUUUUAUUAACGCAACGUUGCACUGGUUUGGGGCGUUUGUUGGAAUCCCUCAGCUGUCUUUUGAGGUAAUCUGCAGCUACCUUUUCAUGCCCGUGGCUUUCCUGAUGGGAGCUGAUUGGGAAGAUUGUUUCCUCGUUGGUCAGUUAUUUGGCAUGAAGACUUUCCUUAAUGAGUUUAUCGCAUACGAAGCGAUGAAACCAUUUAUCAACAACAGAUUGAACCAAAAUGUUGUCCCCAAGUUUAUCAAUGGAACCAUACAGUAUAUGUCGGAGAGAUCGGAAAUGGUGGCCAUUCAUGCAUUGUGUGGUUUCUGUAAUGUCAGUUCACUUGGUAUUAUUAUUGGUGGUUUAAGUGUUCUGAUGCCAAACAAAAAGAAAGAUUUAGCCGAGAUGUCGGUGCGAGCCCUUAUGGGUGGGAUGAUUGCUUGUUGUAUGACGGCUUCUAUAUCAGGAAUGUUAUUUGUUGAACCCAUCUUGGCAUCUACUUCCAAUAUGACAGCCACCCCUUCACCAUGAAGUUACAAACAUAUUUUUACCUUCCCUGCUUAGUGGUUUCCACUCCUUCUACACUCCAUCAUACACAACUUUUUAUACUUUCCUACUUUGCUUGAAGCAUUGUGUACAUAAGUCCACUGCCAUUAUUUCAAUCAUGUAGCAUCUGAUACACAAGUGCCUUAGAUAUCAAGACAACUCCUUUGAGUAUUCUUUGUUUUCUACAAAAUGGGACAACAAAAAAAAUUCAAAACAUGGACCAUCUUACCCCAACCUACUGUAUUGCACCAGAUAGUAUUUGCAAUGUAUUGAAACAACAACUGCUGGCUUCAUUUGGAAAAUCUUUAACUUCUAAUUCUUCUACAUUCCUUACCUUGUUACUCAAUGAAGCAUCCGUGGUUUGUUACGAAUAUAUAUAUAAAUAGUAUGCCUCCUGAAAUAAACCUACAACGAGGAAAUUAAUGCCUAUGUUUGAAGCCGACCCUACGAUGCCUCUCAAGAUUUAGUUCUUACUUUGCGAAAACGUUCUGUGUGUUUGAAUGAAACUACAAUGUACAUUGAAAGAGUAUCAACCCAAGCUGAAGUAUUUAUCUUGUCAUCCCUGGAAGCCAAACCUGCUAUACACCUCCCUGUUGCUUGAAACUUUUCCACAUCUGGUCAAAACCGCUGUUAUUCUGCUGCUCAUUCCGUUCACAUUCAUCUACAGUUCCCCUUUUUAUAAUUUAUUGUGUGCUUCUCUUUCAUACAAGCAACACUAGGAUGUCCCCCCCACUCCUACUGGCCCUGUUACAUAUUAAACCAUUAACCAGCUGAACCAUCCAUUCCUUCAACAUGAAGCCCCAUACGUGUCCUUUGAUCUUACGUUCCAUUUACAUUCAACUACAACCCACUUCGCCCCCUCAUUUUAAUUUUACCGCGUGCUUCUCUCCCAGACAAGUCUUGCAAGAUAUCUCCUUCUCUUACUGGUAGUUUCACAUAAUGAACCAUCCAGCAAUUCCUCAAGUCCCAUUUUUUAACCCUUUGUCUGUCACCAUGUUCCUCCCCUACUAAUGUUGUGUUUGUGGAUGUGCGGAGUCUUUUGUUUUUUCCGCUGCUAGUCCCUGCAUGUUUUAAUGCGACGACAAAUCUCCAUUUUUGCUUUAUACCAGCUCUGGUUUUCCUUUCAGACUCUUAGACCAACACAACGAUAUAUUUCCACUUUCCCCUUUUACAUAUUAAACCAUUAACCAGCUAAAACCACCCAGAAAUUCAGCAUGAAGUCAAAUACAUUGCCCUUUGGUCGGUACCAUGUUAAUCCAGAAAGCCAAACUACUCUGCCUGUCAGGACUCUUACUGCUCAUUUUGUUAACUGUUCUGUUUAUACCACUGCUGUUAAGUUCAUUCAUGAAGCAUCUUAGAAAAGUUACUUGAAUGUAACUACCACCACUCCAACCUAUGAGAAGAUUCUCUAACAGUAUGUUGGAAACCAAACUACACAAUGCCUCUGGAAAUUUCUUUAAAAAAAAUUGUUGUUCUGUUUAUAACUCUGCUAUAUAUUGAAGCAUCUUGUACACAAGUUCCGUGAAGAUAAAAGCUUUUAGUGUUACUGUAACUGUUAAGCAGACCAUGUAAUGGAAAGAUACAUUUCUUAGUAGUUUAUUCACGUUAAGCCUGAUUAAUCCUUGAAUCUUCCAAGAAUUCACCAUGGACUUCAUAAGACAUGAACCUACCACAUCAUUAGAACCCUGUGGGCUCUCACCCAUGUAAAUUGUUCUGUAGUUCUUACUUUCUUAUCCCUGGAUUUCAAACUACAGUUGCUGUAAUGCUCGUGAAAGGGCCCUUUAAUCUGCCUGUGAAAGGGCCCUUUUAAUCUCUACCUAUGUUCAGGAAAAUUAUCCGAAACCACUUUAAAAGGCCCUGUUGUAUGAAGCCUUUCGUUUUUUUGCUUGUUCCGUUUGUUCUAGUGUGUUGGUUCGUAGCUUUGCUUUGCCAGGAUUGCUUUACUCGUUCAAUAUGUUCCAUAAUUGAAUGUAUAAAGAGACAAAACAACUUUGAAUGAAU